AGCAAGCAAAGGUAGAACAGCCGCCAUCGUCCACCUAGCUCUCCUCCGUUGGAAUUCAUGCGUCAUGGAGAGAGCGAUUGUGAGCGCAGCGGCCGGAGUAAUGAGCUCCGUCCUCGGAAAGCUGGCGGAUCUGCUCCACGAGGAGUACAAGCUUGCCAAGGGCGUCCGCAAGGACAUCGAGUUCCUCAGGUCCGAGCUGAGCGCCAUGAACGACCUGCUGUACGUGCUGGCGGAAGUCGAGGAGCUUGACGCCAUCAACAAGGGGUGGCGCGACAGGGUGCGGGAGCUGGCCUACGACGUCGAGGAUUGCAUCGAUCUCUCCGUCGCCCGGCUCGGUCGUGCUGACGAUGCCAGAGAAGCAGGUCGCCUCGGUGCCAAGCUGGCGCGCAAGUUCAAGAAGAUCAGAGUGUCCCACCAGGUCGCUCACCAGAUCAAAGAGCUCAAGGAUCGUGCCAUCGAGGAGAGCAAGAGGCAGAAGAGAUACAAGCUCGACGGCCUCGUCGGUGCUUCUCCUAGCAACAAGGUUGACCUCCGGAUGCGCGCGCUAUGGGAGGAGACCGAGAAGCUCGUCGGGCUCGACGGACCCAGGGAUGAGAUCAUCCGCUGCCUGAUGCCAGAGGGAGAGGAGGAGCCCUCGCAGGCGCAGCAAAUCAGGGCUCUGGCCAUCGUUGGGUGUGCAGGCCUGGGCAAGACCACUCUCGCCAAUCAGGUCUACCAAAAGAUUAAAGGAGAUUUUGAGUGCAACGCCUUUGUAUCGGUAUCCCAGAAUCCUCACUUGAGGGAUGUGCUGAUGAAGAUCUGUUCUCAAGUUGGAGCAACCGCCGACAGCAUGGCGGAUGAUGAGCUCAUUCUCGUCGGCAAGCUCAGAGAAAGACUCCAGAAUAAAAGGUACAUUGUUGUAGUGGAUGACAUAUGGCACUCCGAUCCAUGGGAGGUCAUUGGACUAGCAUUGAUCAAAACAAGCCCUGGAAGCAUAAUAAUCAUCACAACACGUCUGAAAGAUGUGGCCCAAUCAUGCUGCUCUUCUCAUAGUGGCCGUGUUUAUGAUAUGAAACCUCUUGACGACGACAACUCUAAAAGGUUGUUUUUCAAAAGAAUUUUUGACUCUGAAGACAAGUGUCCGCAUGAACUGGAAAGUGCUUCUAAAGAUAUACUGAAAAAGUGUAACGGAAUACCGCUCGCAAUCAUUUCGAUAUCCAACUUCUUGGCAGCUGGUGUACCACAGUCACCUGAUCACUGGAACAAGGUGAAAGAAUCUAUCAGUUCUCCACUACAUGGAAAUAAGCCUGUUGACACAAUGAAAUCAGUAUUAUCACUCAGCUACUUUAAUCUCCCACACCAUCUAAGAACGUCCCUGUUGUACUUGAGUGUUCCGGAGGACUGCGAAAUUGAAAGGGAUCGCCUCGUAUGCAGAUGGGGUGCAGAAGGAUUUGUCAAUCCAAAACCAGGAGAGAGUCCAUAUGAAGCAGGGCUAAGGCAUUUCAACAUUCUGAUAAACCGGAGCUUGAUCCAACCAUGGAAAGAGGAGAACGGCGUGGUGCUGAGCUGUCGAGUCCACGACGUCAUUGGAGGAAAACUUUCUGACCUUGCUGGACCCAUCCGGGCUCCUCCCACUUUCUUCUCUGCAUUGCAAGGUUCGCCGCCUCUCUCUCCAGAAUAGCAACCAAGAGAAUCUUUGGAUAAAGUCGAUCAAGCCUCAUGUCCGGUCAGUUGCAUGUUUUGUGGACUGCAAAGAAUUGCAUCCUCUUACAGAAUUUGAAGUGUUACGCGUGUUAGACCUGGACACUACUACAAAAACAGCAUUUUGUCCCGGUUCCACAGGGCCAUUUGUCCCGGUUUUGGAACCGGGAUUCGCCUUCCGGGACAAAAGGCUGGAGGCUUUUGUCUCGGGUGGCAAAACCGGGACAAAAUGUCCCACACGC
This is a messenger RNA of Panicum virgatum (switchgrass), 1922 nucleotides long. Its product is annotated as disease resistance protein RGA5-like. The coding region runs from base 65 to 1660 and encodes 531 amino acids. Gene Ontology annotation, molecular function: ADP binding. Gene Ontology annotation, biological process: defense response to other organism. The record is from RefSeq and is a predicted model, not a curated record. The transcript is spliced from 2 exons. NCBI's taxonomy places the organism in Eukaryota, Viridiplantae, Streptophyta, Magnoliopsida, Poales, Poaceae.